Capsella rubella is the source of this 830-nucleotide messenger RNA. RefSeq names its product 30S ribosomal protein S21, chloroplastic. Gene Ontology annotation, molecular function: structural constituent of ribosome. Lineage: Eukaryota; Viridiplantae; Streptophyta; Magnoliopsida; Brassicales; Brassicaceae. Gene Ontology annotation, cellular component: ribosome. The transcript is spliced from 2 exons. The coding region runs from base 82 to 633 and encodes 183 amino acids. Gene Ontology annotation, biological process: translation. The record is from RefSeq and is a predicted model, not a curated record.
AAAUUGGGGGGAAUUGAAUCUUAUCCACAAUUCAAUCUCUUCCAGUUUCAUCAUCUUCGUCUUCAACCUCGCAACGCGUUAAUGGCGGCUUCGUUCUCACUCACGAGCUUCAUCUCCUUCAUUUCACCGUUCAAAUCUCAAACCAAACCUACUCCGCCACCGAACAUCACUCUUCCUUCUCCGAGUGUCACCCAAAGGCGAAGAAAUGAUCUCUCAAUCGAAUCAAUGGCGGUUGAUGAGUCUUCUUCUACCGGUUCUUCACUUUCCUCUGAGCUUGCCUCUGUGAUUUGUCCAUCGCUUGCUUACUCGAACACGCUCUUCUUCAGUUCGGGGUACAACGUGCAAGUGUUUGUUGAGGAUAAUGAGUCAGAGGAGAGGCUUGUGAAUCGGUUUAGGAGAGAAGUGAUGAGAACUGGUGUUAUACAGGAAUGUAAGCGAAGGAGAUACUUUGAGAAUAAACAAGAUGAGAAGAAACGUAGGACUCGUGAUGCUGCUAAGCGUAAUAAGAAAAGACGUCCUCAGGCAAGGUUUACUCAAGAAACAAGAGAAGAAGCAGCAGCAGCAACUAAGAGUAAGAAAAAGGAUGAGGAGGAAGACAACUGGGAGAUGCCUGAUGGAGAUGUACCUUCUUAAAGCACAAUUUCAGUAAAUAACUCUCCCGGCAUUUUGGUUAAAUUUCGUAUUAUCCCGUUUUUAUUACUUGGUACAUCGUAAGUUGAAAUGCAUCAACUGCAUAUAACUUGCUUCUAGUAUUGAGUUCUCUUGUUAAUGUUAAAGGCAUUUAUAUCUGUCUCCUAAUGUUUUAUAAUGACUAAAAUCCAUUGCAUUUA